CAUUUAUUUUCAUUAAAGCCAUUGCCACAAAUCAUGACAACAGAGCAACAGCUAAUACAACCCAUGUCAAAGCUGUCAGUCGAAGAUGCCGAGAGUUUAGAGGAACUGAUUGAAUGCGCUCGUUACGGCGAACUGGAAGAGAUUCAGGGCAUGGUCAAGUCAUUAGGACCAGAGAAGGCCAAGACCGUUUUGUCUCAACAAAGCGAAUAUGGAAAGACCCCCCUCCACAUGGCAGCUGCUAAUGGACAUAUUGUAGAUAUAGUCGAGUAUCUCAUAUCUAUUAUAUCGCCGGAGGCUAUCAAUAUUCAGAAUGAACAAGGAAACACUGCUUUACACUGGGCUGCCACUAAUGGUCAUGUCAAGGUUGUCGAGGCUUUAGUCAGCAAAGGAAAGGCUGACUACAAGCUAAAGAAUGCAGCUGGACACACCGCUAUGGUGGAGGCAGAGAUCCAAGAACGUGAGAAGGUUGUGGCCUGGAUGUUGAUCAACACAGAGCCCGACGAGGAACUUCAAGAAGAGGACGAUAAUGACGAUAACGAGGAGGAAUCGGACGAUGACGGCGAGGACCAAGGAUCAACAUCAAAGGCAUAGAGAACGACAUAAGAAAAGCAGUCAUUUUCAACCUUUCUUCCGCUCCUUCCAUACACACACCAUGCAUUCUUUUUCUUGAUUCAUUCAUUCU
Lobosporangium transversale is the source of this 682-nucleotide messenger RNA. Its product is annotated as ankyrin repeat-containing domain protein. The transcript has 3 exons. The record is from RefSeq and is a predicted model, not a curated record. NCBI's taxonomy places the organism in Eukaryota, Fungi, Mortierellomycota, Mortierellomycetes, Mortierellales, Mortierellaceae. Gene Ontology annotation, molecular function: protein binding. Bases 34 to 591 code for a protein of 185 amino acids.